Elaeis guineensis (African oil palm) is the source of this 3673-nucleotide messenger RNA. RefSeq lists its product as uncharacterized. Gene Ontology annotation, biological process: protein deubiquitination. Gene Ontology annotation, molecular function: cysteine-type deubiquitinase activity. NCBI's taxonomy places the organism in Eukaryota, Viridiplantae, Streptophyta, Magnoliopsida, Arecales, Arecaceae. The record is from RefSeq and is a predicted model, not a curated record. Gene Ontology annotation, cellular component: cytosol; nucleus.
AGGUCCGGUGCAAGCUUCCGCCGUAGCCUUCGGUUGCUUUCCCCGCAGAAGAAAGCGAACGAACGAACGAGCGAACGGAAAAAAAAAAGAAAAAGAAAAAAGAAAGAAAGCCCCCAAUAAAACCCGAACCCAUACCCCCACUCUCCACCGCCUUCGACUCGAAGAAGCCCAAGAGACCGAAUAAUUCUCCAAUUCCUCCCCCUUCCCCUCUUUAUUAAUUCCCCCGACUCCUCUCGUAUUCCCCCGUAUUUGUUCCUCUCAUCCCAUUUAUUCCCCGAAUCCGAGAGAGAUUAAGAGAGGGGAAUGCGAGAGGGCUGCGUUCCUGGAGUUGGAUUCGAUCGCGGGAUUUUCGUCUAGGGUUUCGCGGAUCGGGCGAUCGGCGGGCCGAUCGAUGAGAGCCCCGACCGGCGGGAGCCCUAGGGUUAGAUGCUCAUCGCCGCCGGCCUUCCCGCCCUGGACCUCUCGGCCCUGCUCCAGUCCGUGCUUGCCGCGCUCGUCAUCCUCUCCGGGGUGCUCCUCCUGGUAAGGAAGGCCGCGUCCAGGUACUUCGUCGUCGACGCCAGCUUCGAGAUCGCUACCCCGAGGUACGAGGCGCGGCGCCAGAUGUCGAUCGGCGGCGACAGUGGCGGUGGAGGCGACGUUUGUGCUUCCUGCGGGAGCUUGGCGAACAAGAAGUGCUCCGGGUGCAAGAGCGUCCGCUAUUGUUCACAAACAUGCCAGUCAAAGCAUUGGGAAGCUGAGCACAAGCAUAAAUGCAAGCAAAUUAAGUUGUUAGAUAAGGCAGAGAUUGUUGCUUCUGGAAAUGUUGCUUGCAGAAGAAGGAAAUCUUCUGGCUUUAGCUCAAUUUCAUUAGUUCCUGCCCGAGGAACCUGCAAGGUGCUGCAAGAGCCAAAAAAGAUUCUUUUUCCUUAUGAUGAAUUUGUGGAGCUUUUCAACUGGGCUAAGCCAGGGUUUCCACCUUGUGGACUUAUUAAUUGUGGGAACAGUUGCUUUGCUAAUGUGGUUCUACAAUGUCUCGCAUGCACUAGACCGCUUGUUGCCUAUUUACUGGAGAGAGACCACAGUAGAGGAUGUUUUAGGAAACGGGAUGAUUGGUGCUUCUUGUGUGAGCUUCAAGUACAUGUUCAAAGAGCUAGUAAAAGUUCUCAGCCUUUUCAACCUAUGAAUAUUCUUAAUCGAUUACCUAAUAUUGGUGGCAACCUUGGGUAUGGCAGACAGGAGGAUGCUCAUGAAUUCAUGAGGUUUGCGAUUGAUACAAUGCAAUCGAUUUGCCUUGACGAGUUUGGAGGUGAAAAGGCUCUGGAUCCCAGCACCCAAGAGACAACUCUUAUUCACCACAUUUUUGGUGGUCAUCUCCAGUCUCAGGUGAUAUGUACCAACUGCAAUAUGAUCUCAAAUCGUUAUGAGAAUAUGAUGGAUUUGACAGUUGAAAUUCAAGGGGAUGCUGGGUCUUUAGAGGAAUGCUUAGAUCAAUUUACUGUCAAGGAGUGGCUUGAUGGAGAGAAUAAGUAUAAAUGUGAUGGAUGCAAUGAUUAUGUUAAAGCAUGGAAACGUCUUACAGUUCAUCAGCCUCCAAAUAUCCUCACAAUUGCUCUCAAGAGAUUCCAGAGUGGUAGAUUUGGGAAACUAAACAAGAGAAUAACAUUUCCGGAGAACUUAGAUCUUACUCCAUACAUGAGUGGCAAUGGAGAUGGCACUGAUCUGUAUUCUUUAUAUGCUGUUGUUGUGCACCUGGACAUGCUGAAUGCUUCAUUUUUUGGUCAUUAUGUUUGUUAUACCAAAGACUAUGAUGGGCAGUGGUAUAGGAUUGAUGACUGCAAGGUCAUGAAUGUUGAAGUGGAGGAAGUACUUGCUCAAGGUGCAUAUAUGCUCUUGUAUAGCAGGAAGACUGCCCGCCGGGAGCGUUUCCUUAAGCCCGUGGAUCCACCAAAGCAGCAGCUUUCUGAAGCAAUUCCCAAGUUGUCAAGCCCUUCCAUGGGCUUAAACUCUAUCAAGGUUUCCUGCCUGCCUUCUGAUGUUGAUAGCAAACCAAAUUCUAUUGAAGGUUCCUUCCUGAAGAAUACUGGACAUGAGAAAAUAUCUUCUGAAGGUGAUUCUAUAAGGAACAGAGAGCUGGAAGACAUAGAAAUGGAUGCACCUGCCAAGGAGCUUUCAUCUGUCGAAAUUCAUAGAGUGGCAGAAUCCCAUGUUUGUUCUGAUUUGGAAAGUCCUAUGGAAGAAGAUAAUGAUGGAUCAACUGGUAUAGCAGAAGCAUCCAAGGUGUCAAGUUAUGUACUGGAUUGCUGGGUCGCUGGUCAAAGUAUUGGUGAGAAGAUAGCUGAGCCAUCUUCUGCUGUUCCUACGAUAAAUUCUUCUUUUGAAAGGGUUCCUAGCAUAAAUUCAAGCCUGGUAUCCGAACCUUCAGAUGAUUUGAAGCCGGAAUCUGAGCAGGCAGUAGCAGCAUGCAGCCCAUCAGAUUCAGCUAAUGGAAUUAGCAGGUUGGAUGACACCUCCUUUAUGGAUAAAGGAAACAAAGGUUUGCCAUCGUGUUGUGAGAAUGGCUAUAGAAGGAAACCAAUGCCCCUAUUUUCUCCUGGUUUUCUUGACAGGCCUGCUAGAAAGAAAUCUGUUGAUGGUAAUGGACAAAACCACACAGGAGAUCACGGAGUUGCUCUUGCUCCCAAGGUAAAUGGUUACUACAACAGUCAUUCUGAUCUUGGCUUGUCAGAGCAAGAAUCUGAUAAUUGUUCUACAAGUCUUAAGUCAUCUUGUGAAAAUGGCAAAGAGCUUCUUCCAGAUGACACGUCAUUCAUAUCUCAUGGUUUUCUGAAAAGUUCUUAUACAAAAUCAUCAGAUGAAAAUGGCAGUAAGAAAACAGAGCCUCAGAGAUUUGAUCAUCAUAGCAAAACCAAGUGCAAUGGGUAUGUUGAACGGGCUUCUGUUGACAAAUUAGAUUUUAGGCCAGAGACGACCUGCUCAAAUGGCAUAGACUUCCCUAAAGUCGUCCAUGAGGAGUUCCAUGAGACUGCUUUUGUUCGUGAAAACGGCAAUAAGGUGUACAAGAAAGAUGGUCCACUGACACCAGCUUUACAGAACAUGAAUUUUGGGUCCGGAGGGCAGCUGAAACCACCGUCUGGGUGCCUCAAUGAGCAUGACGUGGAGCAGUUCGGUAGUAGGUUGGCUUGCUCAGAUUCUAUGGAGGAAGAUGGAAGUAUUAUUUCUGGGAAUCAGUGACAGGUAAUAGUUUGUAGAUGUGGAUACAAAUUUCUCGGAAGAUGAUGACAAAAUGUGUAGGCAAUGAUGGAACUGCAGCCUGGCCGAAGUUAACCGGAGGCAAGAAGACUGCCUGAUUUGGUGGUUAAUCAUUCUUAGAGCACUUGCCAAAGAGAGGGGGCUUGCUUUCCCUCUUGUUUGGUAUAAUUAUUUUUUCAUGGUUCCACUGAAGACAGGAGUGGAGGUGGGCCUCUGAGUUUCCACACAAUUUGCAGAAUCUCAGAGGCUCCCCUAAUGCCAUGUUCCCAUCAGUAUUUGGUGCUGUGUAUAUUCUUAUUUUUUUUUCCCUAUUAUCUCAAACUGAAAUAAACUAUAUUGGUACGGAGCUAUUGCCUGCUCCUUUUUAUGCUGCAGAUCAUCUCCAUUUGUGCAAGUGGAUGUUGUGUCAGUUCUGAUGGAACGUUGAUUGCAAGCGAUGUUA